Messenger RNA from Gavialis gangeticus (Gharial), 9722 nucleotides. It is a transcript of the gene NOTCH2, whose product is annotated as notch 2. Gene Ontology annotation, biological process: cell differentiation; Notch signaling pathway; multicellular organism development. Gene Ontology annotation, molecular function: calcium ion binding; signaling receptor activity; Notch binding. The transcript has 34 exons. The record is from RefSeq and is a predicted model, not a curated record. Gene Ontology annotation, cellular component: membrane; signaling receptor complex. Lineage: Eukaryota; Metazoa; Chordata; Crocodylia; Gavialidae. Bases 7 to 7314 code for a protein of 2435 amino acids.
GUGGCGAUGCCCCGGGGCACGUGGGGGCCGGGCCCGGCGCUCGGGGCGCUGCUGGCGCUGGCACUGGCGCUGAGCCGCGGGGACCCCGCUGCUGCCUUACAAUGUCUGGAUAUUUCUAAGCCUUGUGUCAAUGAGGGAAAGUGCUUCUCAUAUCCCAAUGGCACUGGAUUUUGCAGAUGUCCAGAAGGUUUUCUUGGAGACUAUUGUCAGCACAGAAACCCCUGUGAAAGCGGUACCUGUCAGAAUGGAGGAACAUGUGAAACCACGUCUGUGAUAGGAAAGGCCACUUGCAAAUGUGCUCCAGGGUUCAGAGGCGAGGACUGCAGAUAUUCCGAUUCUCACAUCUGCUUUGUGUCACACCCCUGCUUAAAUGGAGGAACCUGCCAGCUGCUUGGCCCAGAUGCAUAUGAAUGUGUCUGUAGGCCAGGUUACACAGGAAAGAACUGUCAGUGGAUUGAUGCUUGUAUGUCUCAGCCGUGUGCCAAUGGAAGUACUUGCAUCGCAUCUGGGGAGAGAUUUUCCUGUACAUGCCCAUCUGGUUACACUGGACAAAAAUGUGAAGUUGAUGUGAAUGAAUGUAUCACACCAGGACAAUGCCAGCAUGGUGGAACCUGUCUCAAUGUGCCUGGCUCCUAUCGAUGUCAGUGCAAGCCAGGCUUUACUGGCCACCGCUGUGAAAGCACAUAUGUGCCAUGUUCACCUUCACCGUGUAUGAAUGGAGGGACAUGUCAUCAAACCGGUGAUUUCGUCUAUGAGUGCAACUGUCUGCCAGGCUUUGAAGGAGAUACCUGUGAGCACAACAUUGAUGACUGCCCAAACCACAAAUGCCAGAAUGGUGGUGUAUGCGUGGAUGGUGUAAACACUUACAACUGCCGCUGCCCUCCACAGUGGACAGGUCAAUUCUGUACUGAGGAUGUGGAUGAAUGUCAGCUGCAGCCCAAUGCCUGUCAAAAUGGAGGUACCUGCACCAACCACAAUGGCGGCUAUGCCUGUGUCUGUGUCAAUGGCUGGAGUGGGGAUGAUUGCAGUAAGAAUAUUGAUGACUGUCUUACGGCUUCCUGUGCCAAUGGAUCUACUUGCAUUGAUCGUGUGGCUUCAUUUGCAUGCAUCUGUCCAGAAGGAAAGGCAGGCCUCCUGUGUCAUCUGGAUGAUGCAUGUGUUAGCAACCCCUGCCAGAAGGGGGCUCUAUGUGAUACCAACCCUAUGAAUGGACACUAUAUCUGCACUUGUCCCCAAGGCUACAAAGGAGCAGACUGUACUGAAGAUGUAGAUGAGUGUGCUAUGGCAAACAGCAAUCCGUGUGAACAUGCUGGAAAAUGUGUGAAUACUGAAGGCUCCUUCCACUGUGAGUGUCUGAAGGGAUACACAGGACCACGCUGUGAAAUGGACAUUAAUGAGUGUCAUUCCAAUCCAUGUCAAAAUGAUGCCACUUGCCUGGAUAAAAUUGGGGGAUUCACAUGUCUGUGUAUGCCAGGGUUUAAAGGCAUGCACUGUGAACUGGAGAUCAAUGAAUGCCUUAGUAGUCCCUGUGUGAACAAUGGAGAGUGUCAGGAUAAGGUCAAUCACUUUCUGUGCAAAUGCCCACCUGGUUUUACUGGAGCCGUGUGCCAGAUUGACAUUGAUGACUGCUCCAGCACACCUUGCCUAAAUGGAGCAAAGUGCAUUGAUCAUCCCAAUGGCUAUGAGUGCCAGUGUGCCACAGGUUUUACUGGCAUCUUGUGUGAGGAAAAUAUAAAUAAUUGUGAUCCUGACCCUUGCCACCAUGGUAAAUGCCAAGAUGGUAUUGAUUCAUACACAUGUGUCUGCAAUCCUGGAUACAUGGGUGCCAUUUGUAGUGAACAGAUUGAUGAAUGCUACAGCAACCCGUGCCUUAAUCAAGGACGCUGCAUUGACUUGGUGAAUGGUUACCAAUGCAACUGUUUACCAGGCACAUCAGGAGUGAACUGCGAGAAUAACUUUGAUGACUGUGCAAAUAAACCCUGCAUUCAUGGGACCUGUAUAGAUGGCAUUAACCAGUACAGUUGCAUUUGCAACCCAGGAGUUACCGGUCCAAGAUGUAAUACUGAUAUUGAUGAAUGUAUCUCUGGUCCCUGUCACAAUGGUGGAACAUGUGUCAAUGAAAUGAAUGGAUUUCGAUGUAUAUGUCCUGAAGGCUACCAUCACCCCACCUGUCACUCACAGACAGAUGAAUGUCUUAAUAGUCCUUGUGUGCAUGGCAACUGCACACAUGAUGUCAACGGGUAUGUGUGUCUCUGUGACCCAGGUUGGACUGGAAUGGACUGUGAAGUAGAGGAAAAUGAGUGUAGGUCAAAUCCGUGCCAGAAUGGAGGAACCUGUGACAAUCUGGUGAAUGGAUAUAGAUGCACCUGCAGGAGAGGAUUCAAAGGUGUGAACUGCCAGAUAGUGCAGGCUCCUUGCUCCCCUGAUCCUUGUGAGAAUUCUGGAAUCUGCCAAGAAUCAUCCGGCUCUGAUGGAUAUAUCUGUCUGUGUGCUCCUGGCUGGGAAGGAGAGAGAUGUACGGUGGAUAUUGAUGAGUGCGUGUCAAAGCCCUGCAGGAAUCAUGCUGUCUGCCACAACAUUCAAGGCAGCUACCUGUGUGAAUGCAACCCAGGCUUCACUGGGGGAGACUGCGAAAGCAACAUUGAUGACUGCCUUUCAAACCCCUGCCAGAAUGGAGCUUCAUGUGUGGAUGGGGUGAACUCUUUCUCAUGCAUCUGUCUGCCUGGGUUCCAAGGGGAGCAGUGUCAGACAGAUACCAAUGAGUGUCUGAGUGAACCAUGCAAGAAUGGAGGCACCUGCUCUGACUAUGUCAACAGCUACACAUGCAAGUGCCCAGCAGGAUUUGAGGGGACCAAUUGUGAGAACAACAUCAAUGAAUGCACUGAGAGUUCGUGUUUCAAUGGAGCCACUUGUGUGGAUGGGAUCAACUCCUUUACAUGCCAGUGCCCGGUUGGGUUCACGGGAACCUUUUGUCUCAUGGAAAUUAAUGAAUGUGAUUCACAUCCUUGCUUGAACAGAGGGACUUGUGUGGAUAGCCUGGGGACCUAUAAUUGUGUUUGUCCCAUGGGUUACACUGGAAAGAACUGUCAGAUACUUGUGGAUCUGUGUAGCAAGUUUCCCUGUAAGAACAAAGGUACAUGUGUCCAGCAGAAUACUCACUUUCAUUGCAACUGUUCCCCUGGUUGGAGUGGUGCCUACUGUGAUGUUCCCAAUGUCUCCUGCCAAGUGGCUGCUUCACAGAGGGGGGUCCCUGUAGACCAGUUGUGUCAGCACUCUGGCAAUUGCCUUAACGUUGGAAACAGCCACCGUUGCCAAUGCCGGACAGGCUACACUGGUAGCUAUUGUGAAGAGCAGGUGGAUGAAUGCAUCUCCAGUCCUUGUCAGAAUGGCGCCACCUGCAGGGACUAUCUUGGAGGAUAUAACUGUGAGUGUGUGCCAGGGUACCAGGGUGUCAACUGUGAGUAUGAAGUGAAUGAGUGUCAGUUCCAGCCCUGCCAAAAUGGAGGAACCUGCAUUGAUCUCAUCAAUCACUUCAAAUGCUCCUGUCCACCAGGAACUCGGGGCCUUCUUUGUGAGGAGAACAUUGAUGACUGCAUGCCAGAUUCAGGAGGGCCUCGCUGCCUUAAUGGAGGACAGUGCAUAGACCAAAUUGGGGGCCACAGCUGUCUUUGUCCUUCAGGCUUCGGAGGCAAGCAGUGUGAGGGGGACAUUAAUGAAUGCCUCUCCAACCCUUGUAGCCCUCGUGGUAGCCGAGACUGUGUUCAGCUGGUUAAUAAUUAUACAUGUAUCUGCCGCAGUGCCUUUACUGGCCGUCACUGUGAAACUGUGAUAGAUGUGUGUCCUCAGAAGCCUUGUCAGAAUGGAGGUACUUGUGCUGUUGCCAGUAAUAUGCCUGAUGGAUUCAUCUGCCAGUGUCCUCCAGGUUAUUCUGGGUCUAAAUGUGAAUUCAGCAAUACUUGUGGGCAAAUGAGGUGCAAGAAAGGGGAACUGUGCAUCCAGACAUCCUCAGGGCCCCGUUGUUACUGUCCAGAGCUCUUGGUGGGUGAGGAGUGCCAGGCUACUGCGGGCUGUACCAGUGCACCCUGCCAGAAUGGGGGAAGUUGCCAUCCUAGGCCUCAGGCUCCUUAUUAUUACUGCCAGUGUCCCAGUUACACUGAAGGCAGCCAAUGUGAGCAUUCAGUACACCCCAGCCGAGAACCUGAAGGGUGUCUGGGUCAACACUGCAUGGAAAGAGCAAAAGACGGCUACUGUGAUGAAGACUGCAACACGCACGCGUGCCAGUGGGAUGGAGGGGACUGUUCGCUGAUGAUAGAAGAUCCCUGGGCCAACUGUUCUUCGUCACUGCGCUGCUGGGAGCAUUUCAAUGGCUUGUGCGAUGAGGCCUGUAAUACACCUGAGUGCUUGUUUGACAACUUUGAGUGUCAGCAGAACCCUAAGACGUGCAAGUAUGGUAAAUAUUGUGAGGAUCACUAUGCGAAUGGCCUCUGUGACAAAGGAUGUAACAAUGAGGAGUGUGGUUGGGAUGGUCUGGACUGUGCUGGUGACAAAGCUGAGAAGCUGGCAGAAGGUACCCUUAUAAUUGUGGUGCUAAUGCCCCCUGACCAGCUGCUUUCAGAUGUCCAUAGCUUCCUAUGGACUCUAGGAACCCUUCUACACACCAACCUGAGAAUAAAACGGGAUUCCCAGGGAGAGUUGAUGGUAUACCCAUACUAUGGAGAGAAGUCAGCACUACGGAGCCGGCGAUCCCUGUUGGUCAUUCGUAAGGCCAGAGAGCUUGAACAAGAGGCCAUUGGCACAAAGGUGUUCCUGGAAAUUGACAAUCGACAGUGCGCUGAAGAGUCAGACCAGUGCUUUAAAAAUACAGAAGCUGCAGCAGCUCUUUUAGCAGCUCAGGCCAUUAAGGGCAUGGUGCCUUAUCCUUUUGUGUCGGUUGAAAGUGAACGCAUAUCACAAGGGAAGACGCAGAUGCUUUACCUGCUUGCUGUGGUAGCUUUGGUCGGCCUUAUAAUCCUUCUUUUGGGUGUGAUGAUGGCAAAGCGAAAACGGAAGCAUGGCUCCCUCUGGCUCCCUGAGGGCUUUAUUUUGCACAGAGACUCCAGUAACCACAAACGGAGAGAACCAGUCGGGGAAGACGCAGUUGGAUUGAAAAAUCUGUCAGUACAAGUUUCUGACGGCAAUCUGGCAGACUAUACUGCAGGGGAACAUUGGUCAGGUGACAGGGGACCUCAGCCAAAGAGAGCUAAGUCCGAAGAUGAAGCAUUGCUCCCAGAAGCAGAUGAGCAGGUAGAUCAAUGCCAAUGGACACAACAACACCUCAGGGCAGCUGACAUAGAUGGGACCACAUCCCUUGCUCUUACACCACCUCAGGCAGAUCAAGAAGUAGAUGUCUUGGACGUCAAUGUUAGAGGACCAGAUGGGUGCACCCCACUCAUGUUGGCAUCUCUGCGUGUGGGCAGCUCCGACAUUAGUGAUGAAGAUGAAGAUGGGGAGGAUUCCUCAGCAAAUAUAAUAACAGACCUGAUCUAUCAAGGGGCUAACUUGCAAGCUCAAACAGACCGCACUGGGGAGAUGGCACUGCACUUAGCAGCCCGCUAUUCAAGAGCAGAUGCAGCAAAACGCUUGUUGGAUGCUGGUGCUGAUGCUAACGCCCGAGACAACAUGGGGAGGACUCCUCUUCAUGCAGCUGUGGCAGCUGAUGCACAGGGUGUCUUCCAGAUCUUGAUCCGGAACAGAGUAACAGACCUGGAUGCUCGCAUGAAUGAUGGAACAACCCCGUUAAUUCUGGCAGCUCGUUUGGCUGUGGAGGGAAUGGUGGCUGAGCUGAUCAACUGCCAGGCAGAUGUCAACGCAGUGGAUGACCACGGUAAAUCUGCUCUUCAUUGGGCUGCAGCUGUUAACAAUGUGGAGGCAACAUUAGUGUUGCUGAAAAAUGGAGCCAACCGAGACAUGCAGGACAACAAGGAGGAGACACCACUCUUCCUGGCAGCUCGGGAAGGGAGUUUUGAAGCAGCUAAAAUUCUGUUGGACCAUUUUGCUAAUCGGGACAUCACAGACCACAUGGACCGUCUCCCCCGUGAUGUGGCGCAGGACCGCAUGCACCAUGACAUCGUGCAGCUUCUCAAUGAGUACAAUGUGGCCCACAGCCCAUCUGGGCACCCUGGCACCAUGCUAAACUCUGCCCUCUCCCCAGUGAUUUGUGGCCCCAAUAGAUCCUUCCUCAAUUUGAAACAUGCUUCUCUAAGCAAGAAGUCAAGGAAACCAAAUGCCAAGGGUGUGAUGGCCCCAAAUCUUGCCAAAGAAGCGAAGAGGAGAAGGAAGAAAUCUCUGACUGAGAGCAAGGGUCAGUUUUCUGAGAGCUCAGUGACCCUCUCACCAGUCGACUCCCUGGAAUCUCCCCACGCUUUUGCAUCUGAACAAACGUCCUCCCCUGUGAUGCCGUCCCCAGGGAUUCUGCAUUCCUCACCCAGCUCACUGCUUACGACCUCAGUCGUGCAGGCUGCACACCCCAUGUCCUUCUCCAGUCUCCAUGAGAUGCAGCCACUGGGGCAGGGGUCUAACACCGUGCUUCCAUCUGUCAGCCAGCUGCUUUCCCAGCACCGAACCACCCCUUCCAGCAAUGGGCUUGGUAGACUCCAGCCAGGUAACAUUUCCACCGAAUGGAUGAACCACAUAGAUAUGAAUGAAUCCCAAUACAAUGAGAUGUUUGGCAUGAUCCCACAGGUAGUCCAUGCUCACCCCGGCGGCCCUCAGCAAGGAAGUCUGAGUCAAACAGAUGUGAAGCAUGUGGGAGUCUCCAGGGAGACACUGCCCCCUAUUAUGACUUUCCAGCUGGUUCCCAAAAGUGGUAUGAACCAGCAGGUCCUGGCGCAACAGGCCCAGUCCAACUGCCCUCAGAAUGUAGCUGGUCCUCUUAGUUCAAUGUACCAGAUAACACCAGAUCUAGCUCAGCUGCCAAGUGCCUCCUUUCCCGUGGCAGUAAUUCCUCAGCAGGAUGGGCAGGUCGCUCAGACAAUCCUCCCAGCCUAUCACCAGUUCCAGAGCUCAAUGGGAAAGUAUCCCACUCCGCCGUCACAGCACAGCUACACCUCUUCCUCUGCCACGGAGAGGACUCCCAGCCAUAACAGGCACUUGCAAGGGGAGCACCCGUAUCUGACGCCAUCUCCCGAAUCUCCCGAUCAGUGGUCAAGCUCCUCCCCGCACUCUGCCUCAGAUUGGUCUGAUGUGGCGACCAGCCCCAGCCAUGGUAGUACCCAACGUGGUCCGGUAGCGCGAAUGUCAGAGCAGCAGCGGAACAACAUGCAGGUAUAUGCAUGAAGAGCUUUGAAUGGUGGCAGAAGCUAAGUGGACUCCAGUACCAAUGAAGGUCUUCCAGGCGGGAAAUGAAGAACCCUUUCUUUUUUUUUUUUAGUGCUCAAGAGUCUUAAUGAGCCUAGUUCUGUUGGAAGGACCUUGAUGGCUGUAGGUUUUACAGUUCCCUAAUGAGAGAAUUGUGGAAGCUAAUAAUGGGGAAGUGGGUUGUACCUAACCAGUUUUCCAGCUAGUGCAUGAUUUGCUCCCAACACUAGAUUCCCCAGGUGUUGUCCAGUCUUUGCAUUUCAGUGCAUUCCACUAUUUCCCUUGGGACACUAUUCCUCAGGAGCUUCACAGUUAAGUGUUUCCUGAAAUUCAUCUUAAACUAGUUUUGUAAUUUUAUUGUUACUCGUCUUACACCCUUUGUUACUGCUCUUAAAUUCCUCUCUUCUCCCCUGCUUCUGCUUUAGUCCUCCAGGAGGGCAAGCAUCUGACUUUUAACUUGGCUCCGAGAUGGCACCCACAAGUACCUCUUCCUACUCUUCCACUUGGUGGACCCCCUCUUGCUUAGUAACCAAAACAGGCCCUCAUGCUCAUGUGAGACAAGUGUCCGGAGCUGCCUUCUCUAAACCCCUACUGCACAAAUCCCCUGUUUUAAGGUGCCUGGUCCCUCCUAUAUGAACAUGUGUACAUCUUCCAGCUUCCCAGCUGCCAGUCCCAUAAAUCUCCUCAGAUAAAUCUGCGUGUCCUUGCACGUCUCUCUAAGUCUAUGAUCAAAGUACUGGUCUGACAUGGUUCCCUCAGCUGUCACCUCCAGAUAUUUGUCUUCCAAACUUUCCUUGAGAUGUCUGACCUCUUUGACACACUAGCACACUAACACAUCCCCCCCACCCCUCAUGCGAGUGCCACAUCUGUCUGUGCUAGCCCUCUGAGGUACCAAUUUGUUAAGAGGAGUUCUGGAAAUGAAACCAUCUUCUAAGGAAACCCUCAGUUUAAAGCUGAGAAACUUUUGACCUAAUACCCGAACUCCCAACAUUACUACAGUGUCCCAGCUAAGAGUAAUGCACUUUUGAAUAUAGUUGUCUUGAACCCUUCAAAUUUAGCAUCUUGUCCUCUCUUAAAGGGACCCUCGGUCCUGGGGUAGAGUACACUGCCCCCUGAUAGCCACUGGAGGUGAUCUAGGCACACCCUGAUGCUGCACAUGUGGUGUUGCCUGCUGCUGCAGAGCUUCAGUUAAUGGCGCCGUAUCUAAAACUCGGCAGCUGGUUUCAGUAGCUGACAAGCAGUUUCAAAACCAUUCCUCUGACACAGCUUAGUGAGUGACAUUUGGGGCCGGAGUCUGUGAUGCACCUCAGGACAUAUCAGAAACCCCUGCCUGGGGAGCUGUUGCAGGACUCUAGUGGGAUUUUUAUUGCCGCUUGCCUUAAAUAUGAGUAGGUUACAGACCCCAAUUUUCAUUGGCUUUCACUGGACAAGAGAGCUUUUUUGCCUGUGUCUGAAUCUGUGCACUGUCCGGCUAGAACAAUGCUUUUGUGAGGGGCUCUGGACAAAUCACGGGGAGAAGUAUAAAUGUUUUAGGAACUGCUUUAAUUCUACCUCUUUAGGAGAACCUGGCAAAUGAACAUUCCAAAGAGACCUUGAGCGCUUUAUGCUGCCAUGAAAAGACAAGGAUCCCGCUCUUCUCCGAGCAGCCAUGUCUUGGCAAUUAACCAUAUGCAGUAUUUCUUUAAGUGAUGAUGCUUUUAAUUCUAGAUGAGAGUAAAACUGCAUUUUCUUUUGAUUCUGACUCAAUGGUACAUGAAGGCAGGGCCUUUGCACGAAUCAUUCCCUGGGCCACAUUUUUGGGCUGAAGAAUUUUUCUUUCUCUCUCUCUCUUUUUUUUGGAUUCUCCUAUUCUUGCAUUUUUUGCGAUGCGCACAGCAUUCCUUGCUGCACCAAAUGAGGUGUGUACUGUGAAGUAGAUGCAACUGACUCGGAUUUCCAGGCAGAAGCCCUCAGACUUCGUGGAGGUCUUGGGACUUGUAUGUUUUAUCGCAGAUAAUCAAGGGUAGCAAAAUUAUUGCUGAAGAAACCAAGGGCUUUUUACCUUUCUGCCCCAAAUAUCCAAGUGCCUUUUAAUAUUCGGUGGCCAUGGCAAGGCAAGCAUGCUCUUUCCACAGAACGAAGCCGGUUUUGCACCUGGAGGGAGAGGGGUAAUAUGAUGGCCCUUUCUGCCGCUUUCAUACAACUUUUGUAAAGGUGAUGAUACCUCCUUGGAUGGUAUUUGAUUGCCUAAGCCUGUAGAGUAACUAUUCACACAGCAGCAUUUUCCUGUAUUAAUAAUAGAAAAUAUGUGCUUAUUUUUACAUUUUUAUAAAAAUCUUUUAUGAAAAUAGCUGUUGCACCAUGUAUAAGCAUUUUUAUCCCCCAAAAUAAACAGUACAUGUCCAGCC